Rhineura floridana is the source of this 2134-nucleotide messenger RNA. Its product is annotated as cytochrome b5. Lineage: Eukaryota; Metazoa; Chordata; Lepidosauria; Squamata; Rhineuridae. Bases 140 to 565 code for a protein of 141 amino acids. The transcript has 5 exons. Gene Ontology annotation, cellular component: intracellular membrane-bounded organelle; mitochondrial outer membrane. Gene Ontology annotation, molecular function: heme binding. The record is from RefSeq and is a predicted model, not a curated record.
UCCACCUAAAGAUUCAAUCUGAGCGUGCGCGAGGAGGCGAAACGCCCCUGGAUCAGGGUUCUGCGCCGAAGAUCAUUCACUGGUACGGCGGAGGAUCAAGGUUUGCAGAUUGCAAGGCGAAGCUAGAAACUAGGCGGCAAUGGCAAAUCCCAGCAGCGACAGCAAGCCGGAGAAGGAGCCUUGGCGGGGUUGCUAUUACACUCUCGAGGAUAUCCAGAAACACAAUCACAGCCAAAGUACCUGGAUCAUCCUACACCACCGUGUGUAUGACCUCACCAAGUUCCUGGAGGAGCAUCCAGGUGGUGAAGAAGUUCUAAGGGAACAAGCAGGAGGAGAUGCUACAGAAAAUUUUGAAGAUGUUGGCCAUUCCACAGAUGCCAGAUCAUUGUCGGAUACGUUUAUUAUAGGAGAACUUCAUCCAGAUGAUUGGGAAAAAGUUCAGAAACCAAUGGAAUCUUACAUCACUACUAUUGAAUCUAAUUCAAGUUCGUGGACCAACUGGGUGAUUCCAGCUAUAGCAGCAAUUAUUGUGGCCCUUAUGUACCGUUUCUACAUGACUGAGUAAAACGCCAUAGUGAGAAGCCAUACUGGAACAAAACUGUUUUGGGAAAGAGAUCCAAAAAUGCAUCCUAACCUUCUUCACAUCAAGACAGUAUCUAAAAACAACUUUAAAAUUCCUCUUUUCUCCAGAAAGCCAAACAAGCUUACUUCAGCAGUGCUCUUUUUAACUUUGAUGUAUUAUUUUUAACCUUUUAUGCAACUGUUUUUAAGUGCUAAAAGUAUAGGGCAUGUCUCUUUUAUAUCUUAAUGUUGUUCAUCAGUUAAUUAUGUAAUAUCAUGAUAUUCUUAAGAAUAAGAACACUGACACUUGCCUGGGUUUUUUUAAAUGAAUUCUUUGGAUUUCUCUUGCAAAAACAAUUAACAGGAGGUUGUGUCUAUGCAAAUUCCUUCCAUCUUUGCCUUCAUUUAGAAUUUUCUAAUGCAAUAGUUCCCCCUUUCCAUCUAUUCCAUAGAUGUAAUUUGUAUCUUUUCUCUCCUUUUAUAAAACAUAAGCGUUCAGUAGGGGAAUAAGACUUCAGGUAUAUGAGGAGCUUUCCAAUUAAUAUAUUUCUGUGGAUCCAAAUGCUCCUCUAGGCAACAUUGCCAAUUUCAACCCUCCAGUUAGCAGGCCUUCAAACUUGACUCAAAGGUUUAAGGGAACAAUUCACACCAGUUAUCUCUCUCUCCCCCCCCCCCCAUCCACAUGAAAAUGUCAGUGGGAUUUUUGGAUCAAAGCCACUGACCUCUGAUGACUUAGUAAUAAAUAUAUUGGGUUGUAUCCAGUGCUGCUCUUCUGCUAGCACAGUAGUUCUCCUUGCUCAGCAGAACUUUCCCCACUUCUCCUUUCCUUUGCAUCCCCUCAAAAUCUGCUCCAGAGGGUUGGAAGGCCCUCCGGAACUUAUUUUAAGGGAGUGUGGGGAGGGAAGAGGAAGGGGGAAGUCCCAUUUUGUGAGUAGAACUCCACAUGCAGCGUUGUAUACUACCCAUUGCCAGGCCUUACUGAAAUUUUGUUAUGUCUUUCCAGUGUGAGAGAGAAAAAUCAUGUGUCUGAUUUCUACUAACUCUGUACAUUUCAUAUUUCUAAAUGAAACAGCGGGGUUAUUUUAUUGGAAUCCAUGUACUUGUGCAACUCUUAAUUACCUUUAAUUAACCAAAUAAUUAACCUUAAGUAUUUCUCAGAUUCCUGUGAGAUUUACCUCUCUUGAGGAAUAUAAGUAAAAACAAGUAUGUGAACUUCCCGUCCCUGUUUGACGAAAUAAGGGAAUGAAACACAAGAAAAUCAGUACUUAGCAUCAUGCACCCAUUUUGUCUGUCUGAUCUGUGUCUAUGAUGUCACUUGCUAAUAACACUUGUGUUAGUCACAUGGAAGAUACUCUGGAAUAAACUCAAAUGUUUACUGUAUUUUUGUUGUCCCUUAUGACCAAGUUGUGAAAUCCAUCCAGCAUCAAGCUCAGGUGCCGGUAAUGCAUAUGUGUUUUUGAAAUUGGGUGUGGGAGAAAAUGCCUGGUUUAAAAACCACUUUAGAAGAUUGCAAACCUAAAUGUGAAAGAACUUGUAAAUUCCGCAUGUGGUUGUAAUAAAACAUCUAAAUGAA